AUGACGACGACCAUGUUCCCGCCUGCCGGCAUUGCCCUCGUGGGCGCCCCAACCAGCGAUGCAGACCGCCCUCCACCGCUGCAGGCCAUGCAGGUGGAAAUGACCCAGGACAUUGUCGAUGCGCUCCUUGAGAGCAUGAGGAGCGGGUCACCGCCCCAGAUCUUCUUUGGCCGCUCUCCCCACCUCAAAGUCGGCGACAAGACCCACGUACUGCAGAGCAGUCCCGAGACGCACACACACGAGCUGUACCAGUCCAGCGGGACCAGCAGCGACGACGACCUCGAGUUCGCCGGCGUCAUCAACCACACCCUCAUCGUGCAGGAGGCUGCCGACGUGACGGCCGGCGUCGACUCGGCGCUGGCCUCCCUGAAGAGUAGCAUGGCUGCGAUCUCAGAGUUCAAGGAAGCCAACAAGACUAUCGUCGGCGAUGCUACUCCUGUUCGCACCCCCGGUCACCGCCGCUAUCCCUCGACAGGGUUCAUGCCGGUGCACCUCGCUCCGUCCAAAGCUGGCUCGCCGCUGCCGAGCAUGCCUGCCUCGCCCAUGGACAAGCGCCCGCCCACGUCGCAGCCGAGCGGUGCUCACGAAGCCAUCAUUGCUGCCCUUCGCGUCCCAGUCAUUCACCUGCUUGCCCGUGAGUCGGCCAACGAGACUUCUCUCGCCAGAACAUGCCGUACAUCUACUGCUACCAUGCGGGAGCUGCUACCCAAACUUGCUAAACGCUCCACUCAAGACACAGACAAGUGGCAGCUGACUGACAAGUCGUUUCGCGAGAUUACUCCCUACAACUUCCCUUACUCGACACCUGAGGAGCGAGAGCAGGCAAUUGAGAAUGCUAUCAAGGCGUUUGAUCGUCUUCGAUUGACAAAAGAAGACAAGCUUUGGCAGAUCCUGCUGCCGCGUGAGGAGCGAGGACAGGGCAAGUGCUUGUCCCGCUCAAAGGUAAAGCCUCUGGAGGCCAAGCCCAAGGUUGCAACGCCUCUGCACAAGGUGUCGGAUUUCACAAAGAAGAAGCCUGUUGCAAAGAAGGCUGACGACAAGAUCUUGGAGAAGAAGGUCGACAGCGAGAAGAAGUUCAAGUCUGUCAAGGAGGGUGCUGCCAGUAAGCUGAGCAAGGCAGCAAAGGACAGGAUCGUGGGUUCAGACAAGCCAGCCGUGAAAGAGACCAAGGGAGAGGUGUCAAAAACAGCUAUUCCUUCUUCAGCACCAGUCUCCUCCGAGAGCAAAGCUGCCCCGUCGACCGAGGCUCCCAAGAUCCGUACCAAGAAGGUACCCGCCGCUGAAGUCAAUUCCUCCAACUCCACACCCCGUACAAAGCCAAAGACAUCUGUUGCCCGCGAGCCUUAUCAGAACCGCCAACAUAGGCCUGUCAAGCCGGUCUACAACACCAAGCCCAAGAACCCUUCUCCCCUCUCAGCUUCGCCUCCAGUCAACGCCAGCGACUUCGAGGAUAGCCACCCGGUCCACAAAGCUCUUGCUGCCGCUGCAUCGCCUGUGAAGUCGUCUUACGGCAACUCCGACCGCUCGCUGAAGCGUAAAGCGAACGACAUUGACAGCGACAUCCACAACCACAGCCUGGCCGUGAAGAAGCCCAACGCCGACCGCGCGACACCCAGUCACACCCCAUCGCAUACCAACGGCAGGCUGAACGGCUCUGCACCUUCAAGUGCCGGCUCUCUCAAGCGCAGAUCUGACGAUUCCUCCACAUCUAACACUCCCGCCACCGCCCCCAAGGUUCGCAAGGUCACCAGCAUCAACAUCGGCCUUGCCUCUCGCUACAACCACAAUAACUCCCACCCCUCCCCUGGCGAUUCAUCAUCCUCGACUACAUCGCCCACUGUUCCAAGCCUUAGUUUCCGUCAAACAGUCGAGCUGUCGCAAAAGUUCCAAAAGUAUUACACCAAGUACGAAGAAUUGUAUUGGAGGUUGACCGAGGCUUCAUCCCCGCCAACCGAAGCACAAAGAAAUGAUUUACUCAAGAUGCAUAAGAAGCUGGAGGAAAUGAAAAGGGAGAUUAAGGCAGGCGCCCGGAUGCAGCGCUGA
Molecule: messenger RNA, 2043 nt
Organism: Boeremia exigua
Lineage: Eukaryota; Fungi; Ascomycota; Dothideomycetes; Pleosporales; Didymellaceae
Exons: 3
Coding region: 1-2043 (680 amino acids)
Source: RefSeq, a predicted model, not a curated record